Molecule: messenger RNA, 987 nt
Organism: Penicillium paradoxum
Lineage: Eukaryota; Fungi; Ascomycota; Eurotiomycetes; Eurotiales; Aspergillaceae
Exons: 3
Coding region: 1-987 (328 amino acids)
Source: RefSeq, a predicted model, not a curated record
AUGUCCCAGUUAUUCUGCUGUACCAACGUCCAACCCAUCAACGCCCCAAAGCCCGACCACGAACACACCUUCAACGAGUUCACAAAAUGGGCAAAAAUCACAAUAACUAAUCUCCCAGACUCAACUCCCCCUCCCAAUACCAGCCUCGGCAUCCAGCUAGUUCAACAGGCCACCGAGGGCCCGAUAGAGUCUGUCCGGUAUUUCGUAGCAACAGACAAGCCCGGCGAUUUCGAAGAAUUCUCCGAGGAAGGGAUCCUGAAUGCGAAUUUCGCCAAAGUAAAUGAGCGUCAAACCUUCCAGUGCAAUCAACACAGCCAAACCUUUUACCUCAACCUAUACGAGCGGGGCGAAAAUGCGAACUCGCACCACUGGCGAGCGAAUAUCGCCAAGCCGUUGAAGAAGCUGGAGCAUGCAUUCAAAUCCAAAACCCAGUCUGGCUUCGACCCUAGAUCAGCUUUGCGAGCAUGGGGAUCUGUGAGAUCUAAUGGCCCCCGAGCCAGCUCGGCAUAUGAGUAUGCAUAUGGCCUCGAGUGGGAAUCACACUUGGGAUCUGACUGGGGAUCUGAUUGGGGGACGGGGAAUUUGGAUAUUACCGACAAGGAUGUGGCGUCUUUGACGAAGGUGGAGAUUGGGUCUAGUGAUUCUGACAGUGAGGAUCCUGGACAGGAUCUUGCAGUACCUUUAUCUAAUGAUGAUGAAGCUAACAAUGGGGUUGAAGAUGGUGAGCAGGCUGACUCUGAAGAUCAAGGUGUGUCUUCGCCGACUCUUGAUGAUGAGGCUGUCGACGAGAGUUCCUCGGGAGAUGACGAGACGAUGUCAUACUCGUCGUCCGAGAUACAAGCUAUUGUCCAAGAUAGUAUCGUGGAGCAGAGCUAUUUGGAUGUUGAGGACUAUGGCUUUUAUGAUUCUGGGCUGUCUGCGGAUGACUAUGGUGGUUACCAUUGUGAUGGGUCGGAUCAGGACUUGAUCUAUAUCAUGAUCUACUGA